Molecule: messenger RNA, 2630 nt
Organism: Varanus komodoensis (Komodo dragon)
Lineage: Eukaryota; Metazoa; Chordata; Lepidosauria; Squamata; Varanidae
Exons: 5
Coding region: 1-1488 (495 amino acids)
Molecular function (GO): zinc ion binding; nucleic acid binding
Source: RefSeq, a predicted model, not a curated record
AUGGCUCACAACUUCCCCCAGGUUUCUGGCUCGGAUUGCUGGGGGGCGCACCUGAAUCGAGGCCAGAGGGCCGCUAAACCAUCUCCGGAGAACCGGCACCCGCUGCAGGCUUCUGCACAGUAUUUUGGGAUGAAGCUGAAAUGCAACUUGGGAGCAGCUGUUAAGGAGAGUCCUGUAACUUUAAAGAAAUCGCUCACCCCCAGGAGGAGGUCAGCGGCACUGGUGCAGAAGGACCUAUAUCAGCCCGACAAGUCUGGGCCUUCCGAACAACCAAAGACUCCUUUGUCGAAGCGUCGUCCGGAUCCACUCUCUGAGCCCGAUCCCAACGAACUGGCAGCUCCCCUCCCUUCCUCAUCAGCGGGGCUGCCUCCUGUUGAGCCUUCCUUAUCCAAGCCCAGGCCUUUGCCACUGGGUAAGUUUCAGCAGCUGAGGCAAACAGUGGCCAAACACCUGAGCAGCCUUGAUCCUGGUUGGUUGGAGAGGUGCCAGGGGAAGGAAAAACAGCGGACUGGAGAGGGGCACCUAGGAGAGUCCUGUCCUGCCCCAGCUGGGAGGACAGGGUUAUGCCAGGGAUCAGCAGAAUUCAGUUCUCUGGAAAAACCGGGUCCUUUUCCACACAGUGGAGAGAAGAAAUGGGAGACACACAGCACGUUUCUCACAGGAAACUGCCAGGAAGACAUGCUGCCCCUGAGUCAACCUGGGGGAGACGUCCUCAGCCAAAGUGUGCAGGAUCACCAGACAAGCGAGGAAGAAGUAAAGGCAGCACUCACUGAAGCUGCAGGUGGGUUUUCCACCAUCAAGGAUGUCCGUAAACCGGAGGCCUGUGCAAAGGAAGCGGCUCAGAGAGCAGACGAGCAUCUUUUGGGAGGACCAUCGCCAGGGCUGAGCGGCGUCUUCUGUGAGGUGGAGAAUGGACCGCUUCAUGCUUCCCGGAGACGAAAAGCCUCUUGUGCGGAAAGACUGCAUGACGCCGAAGCCCGAGAGGAGGAUGGCGCGGAUCGUUCUGAAGGGGACGCCUCUGCUGUAAAGCGCAAGAGGACUAAAGGACAAGCAGGAGACAGGGCAUGUGUCAAGAAGCGGUGUGCUGUCAGUCGUAAGCCGAGGCUCGAUGAAUAUGACGGUGGUCACGGCACUGCAGAAGAACGAGUGGAAAGGGGAGUGGCAUCCUCGUUCCCUUCUGAAAACCUGCUUGGGGAGCUGGAGGGAGAGGAGUGCCCCAAGCGGCCCAGCGCCUUAGGCUGCAGGGCACGGCCGUGGACGGAGGACAACUUUGUACGCCUCAACCUCAAAAAGAAAUCCUUCGUGAAGGGGUGUGUGCUGAAGGGGAGACGGCUUCGCAAGCAGGUGUGGAAGCAGAAGUGGCGGAAAAAGGGAGAACAGUUUGGUGGAGGCGGCAGGCCGUUGGACCGAGGCUCUGACCUGUGCUUCAGGUGUGGGGGACUGGGUCACUGGGCUUUGCAGUGCAAGGGGUCAGGUAAGUCUGGUUGAAUCCGUCAAACCCCACGGCCAGAUAUUGGCAUGGGCCACAUUCUUUUAACUCUACAAAGAGAAGCAAGAGCACUUAAGUACAUUUUGGGUAGCUUAUAAGAAACCGAUGGAGCCUCCAAUACCCUUCUUUUAGGCUGCCUAUUGGAAGGGCGAGCCCCAUAACUUGUCUGACUGGGACAUGGAUAAAGGGAAAUUCUUCUUCCCAUGGAAUAAUGUGGCUGUGGAAUUUUUUCUUAGAGGAUUUAGAGAACAGUGGAAGCUCUACAGAGCGAAAUAAGUGCGAUAAAACAGUGAUGAAAGCAGGCAAAGCAACUUAAAAGGAGAGGAGGUGCCUCAUUUAGAGGGAAUGGAGCGUGUUUCCAUUGGGCUAGUGGGCCUGUUAAUCAGGAGGGACGUGUUUGCUUGAAGCCUCCCAUCGCAUCUGAGCUUAAGGCCCUCCUCCUCCCCUGGCUGUGCUGAGGGAGGGGAGGUGGAGCCAUUUUGCCAGUCCCUCUUCCAUCCCGUCCCUUUUUCCUUGCCUGCCACACCGUUUUGUGACUGUUCCGUGGACAGGGGCUAUUUUCUUUCAUUGAUUAGUGGAAAGCUGCUCCACAAGCCUCUUUGUCUGAGGAGAAGCAUUAAAAAGGAGGAAAAUGCCACAUUCUGUGUCUCCGUGGAGCAUAUUCUGAGGCUGGCUCUUUUUCCCUUGCCGCAGCAUCAGCGUUCGCAGAUCAUGGCCGUGGGGGUGCGCUCCCGCCUCGCCUUCCGGGCUGCAGCUGUCAGGGGGCUGCAGACUUCCACUUCUGCUUCCCUCGAACUGCGGCUGCUUGCUCUCUCCAGUUAAGCGGCAGUUAAGGCUCCCUGGGAUUAGUGAGACAGGCUGGGUCAUUAACCACGGCUAACCAUCCAGGUUUCUUUUCCUGAACCAGAGGGUUAGCACUAACCACUGUUUGUCUGUGCUGAACAGAGUAAAUAACUCUCUUUCAGUGAGCUGCAACGAGAUGAGAGAGUUCCUUGCCUCCUCCUCUUGGCUGUGCUGGCAGAGGAGAGGGAACACACUCCAUGGGACUCAGCCGGUGCUGUAGUGCUGCAUGUGAACCAGGGCAAAUGUUUAAAUGGGGGGGGAUGAUGGGAAGCUGCCUCGCACCAUUUCCCAUCCAGAU